CGGAACAGCGCCCUCGCCACCGCGUCUCUGCUGCUUUUGUGCUCUCCCUCCCACCAUGGCCAGUCUUAAGGAUCUCGAAGGGAAGUGGCGCCUGAUGGAAAGCCACGGCUUUGAGGAGUACAUGAAAGAGCUAGGAGUAGGACUGGCUCUUAGGAAGAUGGCUGCCAUGGCCAAGCCAGACUGUAUCAUUACGUGUGAUGGCAACAACAUCACGGUCAAAACCGAGAGCACAGUGAAGACGACUGUGUUCUCUUGUAACCUGGGAGAGAAGUUUGAUGAAACGACAGCUGAUGGCAGAAAAACUGAGACGGUCUGCACCUUCCAAGACGGUGCCCUGGUCCAGCACCAGCAAUGGGACGGGAAGGAGAGCACGAUAACAAGAAAACUGAAGGAUGGGAAGAUGAUCGUGGAGUGUGUCAUGAACAAUGCCACCUGCACUCGGGUCUAUGAGAAGGUGCAAUGAGGGCUUCCUCGUCAUCCUGGACAGGAGUUAGCUGCCAGAGUGAAUAUGCUCAAUUCAGUGAGCGGUCAAAUGCAACAAACAGCUUCACUUCUUUGGUUUUAUUUUUCAUGACUGUUGAGUUCUCUUUAUCACAAACACUUUACAUGGACCUUCAUGUCAAACUUGGUUUACCCAGGAUCAUUCCUUUGGUUAGUAAAUAAACGUGUUAGUGCUAAUUUAUGAUAUGUGUGUGGGUUCUUCAAGGAAUUGAAAAUUGGUGAUACAUUAUAACACUUAGAAAUUGAAAAGCUCUCUGGUAUUCUUCAGGAUCCCUUAUGACUGAUAUAUCCUAGCAACUUGUAGACGUGGCCAGCUUCUUUUGCAGUGAAUACAUGCCCCGUCAUUUAAGCUUGCCUUAAAUCGUUUGAACUUUGUCAACUCAAUAAUUGAGACUAUUCCUAUCGAAUGAUAGCUACAUAAAUUUUAUAGAAUAAAGGGAGAUCCAAGCUUA
This is a messenger RNA of Mus musculus (house mouse), 953 nucleotides long. It is a transcript of the gene Fabp5, whose product is annotated as fatty acid binding protein 5, epidermal. Bases 56 to 463 code for a protein of 135 amino acids. Gene Ontology annotation, biological process: lipid transport across blood-brain barrier; long-chain fatty acid transport. Gene Ontology annotation, molecular function: lipid binding; identical protein binding; long-chain fatty acid transmembrane transporter activity. NCBI's taxonomy places the organism in Eukaryota, Metazoa, Chordata, Mammalia, Rodentia, Muridae. Gene Ontology annotation, cellular component: synapse; postsynaptic density; extracellular region. The record is from RefSeq and is marked reviewed. The transcript has 4 exons.